UAUUUUAUAAUUAGACCAUUAAUCGUAUUAUUUCAAAUCAUAAAAUAUGAUAAAGUUUCUCAUUGGACAAAUUUGACAACUAUGAUAACUUAUAAUAUAAAAGUUAUAUAUCUUUUUUAUGUAUAAUAAUUUAUAUAAAUUUCUCUUGGUUUGUUCCAUGCUAUUAAUGGCCUUCACUAUUAAACAGCAUUAGUACUUUUGGCAUUUGGAGGCUCUAUUGGUAUGACAUUUGUUAUACUAGGUUGUGCUUUACCUGCAUAUAAAGUAUGGUGGCCACUUUUUGUCAUACUAUUUUAUAUAUUAGCACCAAUUCCAACUAUAAUUGCACGUCGUUAUACAAAUGAUUUUGACAAUAAUCCUAAUCCAUGUUUGGAGUUUGCAAUAUUCAUUACUACAGGUUUUGUUGUAUCAUCAUUUGCUCUUCCUAUUGUCUUAGCUCGGUCUCCAGUCAAUGAUCCAGUGAUACAAUGGGGCGCUUGUUAUUUGACUUUAUCAGGUAAUAUUAUUAUGUAUCUAACUCUAGUCGGACUUUUUGCAACCUUUGAUCAGGAUGGGGUUGGAUAUAACACUUGUUGAAAUGGUGUACUUCAUCGUACUUAUUUAUUAAUUUUACAUGGUUUUUUGCAAAAUAAAAAGAAGAAUGCAAAUCAUAUAUUGCACUGACUGACAGUCAUAUGUUGAUUUUAAGUCAUUGCAACAUUUAUAGUAUAUUACUUACAUGAUACAUACAGAUAUAUAUAUAUACACACACAUAUAUAUUAUACUAUAGAUAUAUAGUAUAUAUAGUAUAUAUAUAUAUAUCAUAUACAGAUAUUAAUAUUAUAACAAAGAGUAUUACAAUAACCAAUACUAAAGUUAAUGAUUUAUUUUGAUAUUUUUAUGCAGUAUCCAAAAUUUUAGAUUUUAAAAAAUAACAAUUUUUAUAAAUCUCUUCGGAUAAAAUUAAAAAACAUAACUAUGCUAAAACAUGUAAAAUUUAAUAUUUAUAUUUAUUGAAUUUAAGUUCUUGAAAGCAAUAUUAAUAAACAAUUUUUUACAUUACUUCA
This is a messenger RNA of Bombus pascuorum, 1046 nucleotides long. Its product is annotated as leptin receptor overlapping transcript-like 1. The record is from RefSeq and is a predicted model, not a curated record. The coding region runs from base 223 to 576 and encodes 117 amino acids. Gene Ontology annotation, cellular component: endosome. Gene Ontology annotation, biological process: late endosome to vacuole transport via multivesicular body sorting pathway. The transcript has 5 exons. Lineage: Eukaryota; Metazoa; Arthropoda; Insecta; Hymenoptera; Apidae.